AGAGAGGGAGACACAGAAACGGAAGCAGCUCCGGGCUCCGAGCUGCCAGCACAGAGCCCGACGUGGGGCUGGAACUUAACAAACCGUGGGAUCAUGACCUGAGCCGCAGUCGGACGCUCAACCACCCUGAGCCCCCAGGCGCCCCUGUGGGUGUCCAUUGCCGAGUGACUUUUCGGCGAGAACCUUCGGCGCAGGAGGUCAGCAGCGUCCGUUCCGGCCGCUCACCCUCCCGCGUUGACUCUGCGUCUGGCCCCGUUCUCCGCCCGCAGUGUGUCUGUCUCUCUUACCCACCCUGCACAACUUCCGGGUGGCUUCCUUUUUGAAAACAGAAUUGGAAGGGCGCCGGGGCGGCUCCGACGUUUAAGCGUCCCACUCUUGAUCUUGGCUCGGGUCAUGAUCUCCCGGUUCGUGGGUCCAAGCCCCAUGUCGGGCUCUGUGCUGACAGUGCGGAGCCUGCUUGGGAGUCUCUCUUUCCCCCUCUCUGCUCCUCCCCUACUUGUACGCACACGCGCACAUUUCUGUCUCUCUCAAAAUAAACUUCAAAAUAUUAAAACAAAACAAGAUUGGAGCUUCUGUCACCUCACAAGGCAGAGUGAAUCCUGGGGGAAGGGGGUUUGUGUGACGGAGGCAGUGGACAGCAUGACGUCCCCUGACCCACAAGUGCCACGGGGUGGGCCAGCCCUGCUGGCCACUGCCUGCCGUGCCGGUAGGGCCCCUUGGGAACCUCAGGAGAAGGGGAGCAAAACGCUGCAUAGCCGAGGCGUCAGGAAGCCGUGGCAGGUGCCGGCAAAGGAGCAAGUCCCCAGGAGGGACAGACCCCACGGUCAGGCUGCUCCUUCCUGGGUGUGUCACAGCCGUGAAAGGGGGACCUGGGGCUCGGGGUGCCUCCCUGCGCCUGCUGCCCCAGGAAGCUGGCAGGAUCCAGGUCCGAACCCACAGGUGCUCUUGGUGGUCAGAAUAACUGGGGGCAGGUGGCCAGAGAGGGGGAGUGUCCCUCAGAGCCACACUGGCCACGUGUCAGCCACGGAUGCACGGGAGCGCCACAGCACCUCAACCGUGCUGUUGACUCUCCGGGGAGAGGCUGUCUGGGCAGACAGUGCCAGGUGACGGGGGUUCAUCUUGCUGCCUUUUCUGUGGGAAGCCACACUCCAAACGACCAGUGAGGGGGAGAGUGUGCACAUGUGUGAGUGUGCAUGCUUGUGCGGUCUCGUAUGUGCGUCCGUGUGCACGAGUACGUGUGACGUGAGCAUAUGUGUGAGCACGCGUGUGCACAUGUUUAUUCUGAUGCACGAGUGUGCACGUGCACAUUGUGUUAGUGCACGUGUGAGCACGUGUGUGAGAGUGUGUGCGAGUCUAUGUCCGUACACGUGUGAGUGCAUGUGUUGGCGUGUGUGUCGGUGCCUGUGUGUGUGCACGUGAGUGCCAGCGCCUACCUGUCCCGCGCUCCACCUCACUCCUCCGCCAUCCCUGCCCCCGGCCCCAGUGCUGACCCUUUGGGGGUUGGGUGCUUAGGUGUGUGCGCAGCGGGAUUGCAGCCGGCCCGUAACGGAGCUUGUGAAUGACCUUCCUGUCAGGCACGUUGAGGAUCACACUCGGAGUGCUCUGUGCACCCUAAAAAUAGGGGCGAGUCUGUGUCGAGGGAAGGGGACGCUGGGCUGCAGCAGAGGGGACAAGAGUGGGUUGCAGAGUGGGGCCCACAGCACGCCUGUCCCGUUAGAAGUUCAGGGCAUGCAGUUGUGCAUGGGAAAAGUCCUGGUUGUCCCGGAUGCGGGUUACGGCUCUGGGUUGAGGUCUGUUUCUUAGUGUUGUAGCUUCUGGAGUUUUUCUCAUGGAGCGAAGGUGUCUCUUUCGGAGGCACAUUUCUCAUAGGUGUGAGUGGCUGAGGUCACCGUGGCUCCAGGUCAGCCGGGAGGCCCGACCGCCUGCAGACUCGGGGGACCCCUGGGGUAGUGUCUCCCCUGCCCCACUCCCCGGUGCCUCUUUCAGGGUCUGCCGAGUCGAGGGGUUGAGGUCACAGGCCCCAGAAAAAAGCCCAGCGAGGGGCCAGCAGCCUGCACACAGGCGUAUCUGGGGAAGGACGUUCUGCGCAGAAGGCCGAGACCUUGCUCGUCUUCGCACUUUUCAAGCGCCGUAAAGACUGCACUUUGCCGCAGCUUGAGCUCUGCCGGUGGGAGUGGUGGCCUCACAGCCGACACUCACAUGCCGCGUCAGACGUGGCCGCUCCAAAGUGAGUGCACUGUGGGAGGCCUACACUCUGGCGGGUGCCCUGCCCUGAACUUGAACUGUGUUCAGUUACUGGCAUCUCCCACCUUCCGCGGCCUCUGCCGUGCGGAUGACUGGGCUCUUGGGGGUCUGAGACCCUGGUCAGGCAGCCUGUCGUCUGCCUUGGGUCUCUGGUGGCAUGUUGGCCUGGCCCGGGGGAGCGCCGUGGACAGUGGUGGCCGGCAGGCCUGGGCACGGGAGUCCCUGGGAUGUGGUUCCAGGUGGAGGUUAGCACGCAGAGCUGUGUGGGCGCCAACCCGGGGCUGCCCGCGGGCGGGUGCUGGUGUGCAGGGCCCAGAGGGGGCAGCCGUGUUCCCCUCCCCCGCCUGGCCACCGGCCUCCAGCGCCCUCAUUCCCUGCGGCCCCUCAUCCUGGGCCCUGUCUCCUCUCGCCCGCCUGUGGUCAGACAAGGCUGCCAGGAUCAGCGUCCCUGUCAUCCCCAGGGACGCUUUGCUCCUGAAGAUCGCUCCGCACGGCGUGUUGGGCCAAAGGGGGUACGUGUUGAGGACGUGGAAGCCCAGGUAGUCAGGCUGGAUGUAGGACUGACCCAGACCAGAAGUUGGCCCCGCCCCGGCCACGGGGGCCUUCUGUGCAGGGUGUCCCCAGCUGGCUGUGGGGGCCCCGGGCCUUCUCUACAGGGUGUCUGUAGCUGGACCCGCCCUGCCCCCCGUUGGCUGUGGGGGCCCCAGGGUGGGGCCGGCCCUGGCUUUAUGAGGCGCCUUGGGCUCCAUCAUUGCCACGGCAACCGGGCCUUUGUUGUUUCUCAGACGUGGGCCGAGUGAGCCCUUGAUCCUCAUUCCUGCCUGGACUGUUGACCAGGAAGGAAGUGGAGCGGGUCCUGUCUCCCAGCGGGGAGUCAGGAGCCCGUGCGUUUGUUGGUAACUGUGUAUUUGUCCUGGUGACAACUGCUGGAAUCUUCUGAGAGCGAAAAACCGAACCGGCAGAUCCAAGGGGGUGUUCGAGCCGAGCACCUGCCCCGCCAGGGGGCCCGGGGCGAGGGCCCUGCACCACCUGCAGCUGCUCUCUCCAGACCCCCCGGCUCACCAGCGCCCACGUGACUGGCGGUGCCGGCCGCAGCCACUCCCGGUGACGGUAAGUGUGCACCUCCCGCCGCGGCUGCUUGGGCCGCGUGCGUGGUUGUGACCUCACACUCAGGCCGCUGUGGUCCUGCCCCGGGGACCGAGGCUGCGCUCGCCCCCCCGUGGAGUGUUGCUCUUGGUGCCGCUUUGAGGUCGGCUGCAGGGAAGCUUCCGGGGGGCCUCCGAGGAGUGCUGCUGCGGUGCCCCCACGCGUGCACUCUCAGUCCCGUGUUCCCGUGACACUUUGGCUGUCUCUGUUGGGGUUCAAAGUAGUCUCAGAGCUUGAAAACUCGCUCUGCUUCAAGUUUUAUCAAAUCCAAUGCCAGCUGCAACCUCAGGGUUUCCACGCGUCAGUGAUGCCAUUUCUGUCCUGGGAAGCCCCGUAGGACGCGGCCCGCCCUUGCCUUCCACGGGCUCCUGGGCCGACGUGCGCCCUCCUGUGCCUUCCCUGUGCCCUCGUGUCCUGUCCGCACCCCGUCGCUCCUUCGACAAGAUAAGUGCCGUCUCCACUGCCAUCCUCCACGGCACAUCCGGUUUCUCCCACGUCCCUGCUUCACCUCCCUGGGCCGAGGUCUGCGGUUAUGCCCUAGAGCCCACCGCCCCGUUAGUGGGGUUUGGUUUUCAGAAGCAUCCUUCCCAUUGGCCGGUACUUCCAUCCAAAUGUUGUUUUCACGCAGGAAUCGUGUCAUUCGUAACACGGUGCCUUUCUGCGCUCCAACCCCCGGGGUGCUGGCCUCGCCGUCCAUGUGGGAUGGUCUCUGUGGUCCCCCAGGGGUCUCAGUGAUCAGGUAAGCCCUGCCUGGCCCCACACCCCGAGAAGAGUGGCAGAAAUCCUCCCUAAUGAGGCAAAGUCCCCAGGACCCUCGGCUCUGCCAGAGGCGGCUGUGAUGUGGCUCACCUUCUCCAACAGCCGGACACCUGGCCAGAAGUGGCCACGGCUCCCUCCCAGCCCCUCAGCUCGACCUGGGUGUCCCCAGAGUGCCCAGAGACCCCAGAAGCCCCUUGGUCAGCAGGCCUUUGUUCUGCAGCAGGAACGCGGUCUCUUGUUCUGUCCUCAAGGGAAACUUGCAGAAGAUUCCCUGAGGAUUUCAGCACACAAAAGUGUCGCGUUGUCAUAGGCUCUGCUUUUCCUGCAAUCUUUUCCUCGGUUUCCCUGGGGGUGGGAGUGACCCUCCUCCCGUCUUGCAGAUGGAUCUGUGCAGCCGGAGCCAGAGAGGGGCCCUGCGGGAAGCCAGCAGGAAGCAGGCCUCGCCCCGCCGCUGGUCCAGAGUGAAUGGCUGGUCGUGGCCCCUGCACACCUUCCAGGCGGUGGCCUGGAUCACGCUGUUCAUCUUGGCCUUCGCCAACUUCGGUAUCUUCGUCCCUUUGCUGCCGCCUAACUGGAACUUGGUCAUCUAUGGUGUGACUGGUGGGCUUUUCUGUUUCCACUUCGUGGUCCACUUGCUUGCAAUUUCCAUCGAUCCUGCUGAAACCAACGUACGGCUCAAGAACUACUCGGAGCCCGUACCCACCUUCGACCCAUCCAAACACACGCAUGUCAUCGAGAACCAAUAUUGCCACCUGUGUGAGGUCACCGUGAACAAGAAGGCUAAACACUGUAGGGCCUGCAACAAGUGUGUAUCUGACUUUGACCACCACUGCAAAUGGCUUAACAACUGUGUAGGGGGCAGGAAUUAUAGAUACUUCUUCUGCUCCUUGGUCUCUGCCUCGGCCAGCCUGCUCUGCCUGAUCACCAUCCUGCUGUACGUCUUCAUCCAAUACUUUGUCAACCCGGAGGUGCUGCGCAGUCAUCCCCUCUAUGAAGACGUCUCCAAGGACACUUGGCUGCUGUUCCUUCCUUUGUUCCCUGUAAAGACGAAGACCCUGGUGGUCCUGGGCAUUGGGGUGUUCGUCCUGCUGCUGUCCGCCCUCAGCCUCCUGCUGCUUGGACACCUGCUCAUCUUCCACCUCUUCUUAAUGUUCAAGAAGUUGAGCACGUAUGAGUAUGUGACACAGAACCUCCAUCAGAAGACUCCAGAAGUUCCAGCAGGGAGGAAAGAGCUGUCCUUCAAAAUAAGCAUGCCACAGGAAAUAGCCAGCAGCCUGACUUCGUCUGCCCUCAGCGGACCCGGGAGCAAGGUGUUCCUGUCGCCAUCCAGUGAUCCAAUGACUUCACCCUACACCCCACCUUGGCCGCGGGCACAGAGGACCACCUGCGGUGAAGGUCUCAAAGGACCAACAGGAAAUGAGGUUGCCUGUGCAAGCAGACAGUGCCGAGGGCAAAGGCCCAGCUUCAGGAGCCAAGGAGCCCACACUGGCCAAAUGGGCAUCCACACACCCGUGUCCUUAGAGAUCCGGGCUCGGGAGGCGGCCCUGGAGAAACUCAGGCUCCCGCACCUACUGCCCUCCAGCAGCCAGAAUGUGCUGCGCCUGGAUGUCCCCUUGCGGAGGCAGCAGGUCCAGGGCACGGAGCCUGCCACUGUCACCACCGCCAGGAAGCCAGCGGAUGGGCAGGUGUGCAAUCUCCAGCACAUCCAGCUCCCAGGACAGACAGCAGAGGCGGCUUGGGGCCAGGCAUCGCCAUCCAGCCAGGAAGCAGAGGGCCCGCUCGAUGCUUAGGGAGAGACCAGGGUCAACCUGGAUAUCUCUGUCAGCACGACUUGUGUCCGCCCUGCCACGGAAGCCCCCGAGUCCAGGGCAGGCGCUCACCCCGACUCCCACGAUGCCUGCCUGGCCUGAGGCCGGCAGGGGCUCCCGCUGUGUUCGUGGUGCAGUGCAGCCCUCGCCUCUACGCAGGCACCGGUGGCAGCCGAUGGCCCGGCUUCCUCCAAGCGGAGUGCUGGGUCCGCAUCCGGAGUCCGGGAAAGAAGGGAGCCUGUGCACACCCUGACUUGCGCUAUUUCCCGAACACGUCCCCAUCGUGCUCCAAGAUUCAGGACAGACUUGGUGUGGUGUUUUCACUUGUGUUACUUAGGAAUGUUGACAACUGUUAUGAACCUAAGUAGCCUUUAGGGAAAUUCUUCAGAAUUUCUCAGUUAUACGAAAUAAUAAAAAAUAAUUUCAUUGGCAAUAAGCUUGAAAUCAGUCUUGGUAAACUUUAAAUUCUUGGGUUUCAAGUGGCCUUUUCG
Molecule: messenger RNA, 6448 nt
Organism: Panthera uncia (snow leopard)
Lineage: Eukaryota; Metazoa; Chordata; Mammalia; Carnivora; Felidae
Product: palmitoyltransferase ZDHHC11-like
Exons: 11
Coding region: 4530-5939 (469 amino acids)
Biological process (GO): peptidyl-L-cysteine S-palmitoylation; protein targeting to membrane
Cellular component (GO): Golgi apparatus; endoplasmic reticulum
Molecular function (GO): protein-cysteine S-palmitoyltransferase activity
Source: RefSeq, a predicted model, not a curated record